Lolium rigidum is the source of this 2018-nucleotide messenger RNA. Its product is annotated as E3 ubiquitin-protein ligase WAV3-like. The coding region runs from base 27 to 2018 and encodes 663 amino acids. The record is from RefSeq and is a predicted model, not a curated record. The transcript has 2 exons. NCBI's taxonomy places the organism in Eukaryota, Viridiplantae, Streptophyta, Magnoliopsida, Poales, Poaceae.
CAAUAUUCAUCAAGAAGCUUGCAGCCAUGGAAGGCCCUGACCAGACAAAUCCUUGCGCAAUCUGCCUCGGCAGCAUGCGCGCCGGCGGUGGGCAGGCCACCUUCACGGCGGAGUGCUCCCACACCUUCCACUUCAGCUGCAUCUCCACCAGCGUCGCGCACGGAAACCUCGUCUGCCCGCUCUGCAACGCGCAGUGGCGUGACUUGCCGUUCGUGCGGCCGACAUCGGUGCCACAACCGCCGCCCGGGCAUAUCCUGCAGCAUCGGCAACCGCCGCCCGCGCAUAUCAUGCAGCAUCGGCAACCGCCGCCCGCGCAUAUCCUGCAGCGUCGGCAACUGCCCAACCCGACGUCGGAUCCGGUCGUCGUCUUCGAUGACGACGAGCAGGUGGAGCCGGCCUCUGGGCCGACGGGGAGCCGGCAGACUUCUCCAGCCGGUGCAGCAUCCAACGGAGCGGUGGUCGUCAAUACGCGCACCGAGUGCUCGGCCGUCGCCAGGGACUCGUCCAACGACAACUUCGCCGUGCUCGUGCAUGUGAGGGCUCCCGGGAUGAUCGAAACCGAUGCGGCGCCGCGCGCGCCGCUGGACCUUGUGACGGUGCUCGACGUGAGCGGCAGCAUGAGCGGGCAGAAGCUGUCGCUGCUGAAGCAGGCCAUGCGGUUCGUCGUCGACAACCUAGGCCCCAACGAUCGCCUAUCCGUCGUGUCCUUCUCCUCCGACGCGCGCCGCGUGACCAGGCUCGCGCGCAUGACGGACGCCGGGAAGGCUUCUUGCAUCAGCGCCGUGGAGUCCCUGGCGGCGCGCGGUGGCACCAACAUCGCCGAGGGUCUCCGGACGGCCGCCAAGGUGCUCGACGAGCGCCGGCACAGGAACCCUGUUUCCAGCGUUGUGCUCCUCUCCGACGGCCAGGACACCUACACAUCGGUGACACGACGGGGCGGCGGGGCCAACUACGAGGCGCUCGUCCCGCCAUCCUUUCUGCGUACCGACGGCGAGUGGUCGGCGCCGAUCCACACUUUCGGGUUCGGCAACGACCACGACGCGGCGGCGAUGCACGUGAUCGCCGAGUCGACAGGCGGCACGUUCUCGUUCAUCGAGAAUGAGGCGGUAAUCCAGGACGCGUUCGCGCAGUGCAUCGGCGGGCUGCUCUCCGUCGUGGUCCAGGAGGCGCGCAUCGCCGUCACGUGCGUGCAUCCGGAGGUCCGUGUCAUUUCGGUCAGGUCAGGCCGCUAUGAGAGCCGCGUUGACGAAGACAGCCGCACCGCCUCUGUCCGGGUCAGGGAGCUGUACGCGGACGAGGAGAGGCGUUUCCUGUUGUUCCUGGCCGUGCCAAGAGCCGAAGCGGCGGACGGCAACAACACUAUGUGUCUGGUGAGAGUGGCCUGCAGCUACAGAGACGCGGCGACGGGCGCGGACAUCAACGUGACGGCGGAGGACGCGGUGGUGGCGAGGCCGGAGGAAGCGGGCGACGCGGAGCGGUCGCCGGAGGUGGAGCGGGAGCGCGUGCGGGUGGAGGCGGCGGAGGACAUCGCUGCGGCGAGGGCGGCGGCGGAGCGGGGCGCGCACGAGGAGGCAGUAGCGAUACUCGAGAACCGGCAGCGCGUGGUGGCGCAGUCGGGGGACGGCGACGCGGUGAUCGUGGCGCUGGGCGCCGAGCUGCUGGAGAUGCGUGAGCGUGUGUCGAGCCGGCAGAGCUACUUGCGCUCCGGGCGGGCGUACAUGCUCGCCGGGAUGAGCGCGCACGCGCAGCAGCGCGCCAACUCGAGGCAGAUGAUGCAGGAGCCGGUUAAUCAAUCUGGAAACUCGGACGGUCUUCCCAGAAUGGUGUCAUUUCGCGCCGUCGGCUCGUCGGCGGUGCAGGACGAGGCGACGUUGUCGUACUCGACGCCGGCAAUGCGCGCCAUGCUUCUGCGCUCCAGGAAUGCGUCGGCCAUGCAGGAGCCGGUUAAUCAAUCCGAGAAGCAGCCCACGGUUGGAGACGACGCGCAGAGCUCUGAACCGGAAGCCAAUAAGACGUAA